Messenger RNA from Blastomyces dermatitidis ER-3, 288 nucleotides. RefSeq lists its product as uncharacterized. Lineage: Eukaryota; Fungi; Ascomycota; Eurotiomycetes; Onygenales; Ajellomycetaceae. The transcript has 2 exons. The record is from RefSeq and is a predicted model, not a curated record. The coding region runs from base 1 to 288 and encodes 95 amino acids.
AUGAGUUCAAAAGUACACUCAGUUGAUGUGAAAAAAGAUGCUUUCUCAAAUGCUAUUCCUGAGAUUGAAAUUCUGAAGAGAAGAAAGAAAGAAGAGAUAGAGAAACAACAAGUUCUUGAAAUACAGAAACUUGAAAAAAAGAAAACAUAUGCUCAAGCAGCUGAAUCUGCUGCCUCUAAAUCUGCUGUCUCUAAAUCUGCUGUCUCAAAACCUGCUCAAAAUCCUGAGAAAACUGAGAAGAAUACUGCUCAUGCCUCUAUUCAUAGAAAAGUGGAAAAGAAAAUGUAA